AUGGAUACACCGCCGCUGCCGCCGCGCCUUAUUGCAGCCGGGUCGAAGCCAUUCGGUCACCGCGUCAACAUAUAUCAGAGGAUGAGCAAACCAGCGUGGUCCGGAGGAUUUGGCAUGUUUCUUAUGACCCGGCAACUGGACAUUGCUAAGAAGAACGAAUUGUGGGUAACGUUCGCCGGAUCGCCGAUUAGGUUUUCCCUAAGAGAAUUCAAAAUGGUGACGAAUCUUCGGUGUGGGAAGUACCCGGCGGAAGGAAUCAACAGCCGGAAACAUAAUAUCUCGAAGAAUCCGUCUUUUUACGAGAAACUGUUCGGAGACGUCGACAGCGUCACCAUCGAAAGGGUCAUCACUCUACUGAAGAGGAGGCGUGGAUCACAGGACAGGGAAACUCGAAUCCGAGACGCCUGCCUCGCCCUCGUUGAUGGUAUUCUGCUUCCGACCAAUCAUCUUCCCAAACUGAAAAUCGUGAGGGAGCACGCGGAGAUGUCAGAAAAUCUGGAGGGAUUUCUAGAUUUUCCAUGGGGGAGGAAAUCAUUCGACCGCAUCAUGGAAUCAAUUAAAGAGAGGGACAUUGCCCAACUUGCUACUUCCGAUAUAGCUGUGCAAGGUUUAUUCCUCGCGCUGCAAAUGGUUGUACUCGAAGCCGUACCGGCCAUCCUCGGAGACUCCGACGAUCCCUCCACUGAAGAGGACGAUGAUUUCGUCAAGCAACCCACUUCACAACUAAAACUCAGUCGGGUUCGAGAGCUCGAUGAUUCUUCCGAUGUGGAAGUGGAGUCCAUUAUCAGGCCAGAUGCAGGCGAUGACGAGAUGGGGGAGGACUUGUCCUGGUCAGACGAUGGCGAGGACGAGAAGGUCGAUAAUAUGGUGCGGCUUAUUAACGAAGGAUUCCAAUUCAAGAGCGAAAUGUUUGUUGGUGGAAGCAAGCCGGCGGACCUCGUCGGACUGCCGCCGAAAUCGAGAUCUAGAGCUAGUAAAUCGAAAAAGGUAGAGGUGACAAGGGGAAGUCCACAGUCCGCCAACCUCGUGCUAUUUCCAAGAGGAAAAGGGGCGAUGACGCAUCCCCAUCUCGAGAUGUUGAAGGUUGAGAUUGAUAACAAUGGACGUCCUCAACCGACCACUGCUCCGUCAAAUCCCGGAACAUCUGCAAACGGCAAUGCGACAACAACCGCAACAGAGACCCCGACAGCUUUCGUGGGCGAUAAGGAAAGGUCCUCCGAUCCUCAACCUUCUACUAUAGUGGAUGACAGCCAUUUCCCCGACGAGGACCUUCCAGAUUCGAGGAUCGACGUCUUAGAUUGCAACGUUAGCCGGAAGACGGACGCGAACAUCCAAGACACGAUGAAGCCGCUAGCCACCAUGCUUCCUUACUUGUUCCGGCAGGUUGGCGCCACUCCAAUGAUGGCAAAUGUCAGCACGAAGCCGUUCGAUGUUGUUAGGGUAUCCUCUCUCCCGCAAGCGAAAUGCCCCGCUGACUCAUGUCUGAUGUCCAUCUUGUAUAUGCAAGCACACGGCGUUGGAGGUCUAGACGACUGCAAUCGGCUGGACCCAGCCGCUCUCGAAGAGGAUGCAAAGAAGAUGGUAAUGUGCCUGAUCGAGAACUUCUCCAACUGA
Microthlaspi erraticum is the source of this 1614-nucleotide messenger RNA. The record is from the annotation of a GenBank genome assembly. NCBI's taxonomy places the organism in Eukaryota, Viridiplantae, Streptophyta, Magnoliopsida, Brassicales, Brassicaceae.